AUGUCAAAUACUCAGAUUUAUUCAGCAACAUACUCCAAUGUUCCAGUAUUUGAGUUUGUGACCUCAGAGGGUCCAAUUAUGAGACGCAAACUGGAUUCAUGGAUCAAUGCCACGCAUAUCUUGAAGAUUGCCAAAUUCCCCAAGGCUAGAAGAACAAGGAUAUUGGAAAAAGAUGUACAGACUGGAGUACACGAAAAAGUACAAGGAGGUUAUGGUAAAUAUCAAGGAACUUACGUGCCGUUAGAGUUGGGUGCCACAAUUGCAAAGAAUUUUGGUGUUUAUGAUGUUUUGAGACCAAUAUUCGAGUUCAAGUAUAUCGAGGGGGAAACAGAAGUACCACCACCAGCUCCAAAACAUAAUCACGCAUCUGCAUUGAACAUAGCCAAAAGACAAGCCCUGUUAUUGAAAAAACAAAAGGAUAAACAAGUAUCCGUGUCAGCUUCGUCAGAUGAUAGUACCAGUACCGCAACCAGCACUGUUCCCAAAAAGAGGGGCAGGCCAAAACGCCCAACGCUCAGUGCCACUCCAUCAUUAUUGAAAUCAGAUACAACUCCAAUUGAACAAAGUUUUAAUAGUGCUAGUGCCAGACCCUCGUAUGCUGGACACUUACCGUCCACACUUUCACGACAAGAUACAGAACAAGAUGCUUUGCAAAUCAUGACUAAUAAUAUGAAUCUAAGACAAGAAGAUUUAGCCUCAGUUGGCACCGAUGACGAGGAAGAUGAUAAGGGAGUGCUAGGAAAUGCGAACGGCAAUGGAGGUGCAUUAUCAAACAAGAGAAGGAAGUACCCCUUAUCGAUGACUAAUGGUAAUGGAUUAGAAUCACAAGCGGAAUUAUUGACGUCAAAAGAAUUGUUUGGUGUAUCGAGAACUUCGUUUGAAAAAAGAUCAAAUCAGCAACAUAAUAUCUACCUGCCAUUACAGCCGUACCACCAGCCAAGCAUUACAUUGUCGCAAGAAAACCAGAUAUACUCAGAGUAUUUCCAAGGGUUGUUAAAUUAUUUCCUUGAUGAUAAUAACAGAGUGCGAUCACAACUCCCAGAAAGGCUUAUUAGCCCACCAUUGCCAUUAUCAAAAAUACAUAUAAAUCAAGCGAUUGACACCGAGGGCAAUACCAUUUUUCACUGGGCAUGUUCAAUGGGAAAUUUGAGCAUCAUUGAGUUUCUAAUGAGAACAUUCACGCACGAAAUCAAUCCAGAUGUGAGAAACAAUUGUGGUGAAACACCCUUGAUGUUUAUGGUCAAAUUCAACAAUUCAUUUCAGUUGAGAAAUUUCCCACAGAUUUUGGAAGUCCUUGGCGAUUCCAUGCUUUUGGUAGACUCCAACGGCAAGACUGUAUUACACCAUAUUGUUGACGCUGAUAAUAAACAUAAAAGAGAAAAGUUUGCUAGGUACUACAUGGAAUGUUUGUUUAAAAAGUUGGUCGACGGUGUAAAACCAGAACCAUCUAAUGAUAAUAAGAAAGCUAACCGUGGGAACAUCGGUGACAAUGAUGAAGGUCGACUUGGUGUGGGUAUGAAGGAUGGCGGUGGUGAAGAUAAUGCUUUAGAAGAAGAAGACGACGAAGAUUUACCUUCUACGCAGGUUGAUGAGGAAGCUAAAAAUGAAUUGGUGUCCAAGUUCAUUAACCAUCAGGAUUCCAAUGGUAACACUGCUUUUCAUAUUGCUGCAUAUAACUUGAACAAAAAGUGUAUCAAGGUGUUUAUACUUUAUCAUCGUUUUAUUAAUUUUGGGUUGAGAAAUUUGGUUUCAUGUACUGUUGAAGAUUACUUGGCAUCCCAUAAUUAUGUAUUGAGAUUAGAUCCUACAGAAAACGAUGAUCAACAUAAUGGUAAUGAUGAUGAAGAUACGAUAGAAGACACGACUAAUGAAAACCAAUCAUUUGAAACACAAUUGCACAAUUCAAAGACUGCUAUCAAUUUGCAAAAUAGCACUGCUAAUCAACUUACUGAAAAAAUGACGCAAUUGGCAUAUGCAAUAGAUUCUGAGUUGAGCGAAAAGGAUGAAAUAAUAUUGUCGUACUUUAAGAUUUUGAACGAGAUAAAUGAAACAAAGUUGGCAUCACAGAGAAAUAUAUUGUCAUUUUUCAAAUUGGAUCAUUUAAUUGAUGAAUUAGAACAAAACAGGGAAUCAAGCCAGGACCCAAAUGAUGAUGCUAAUAACAAUAAUUUAUAUCUCGAUUUCAAACGAGAUCAUAUUCUCCAAGAAGAAAUAUACCGAUUAAUGAAUGAUUUGACCUAUCAAGCAUUGCACGAGAAAGAUGAGUUGGAUACACUUGCAAAGAGAUAUAAAAACACAAGGGAAAUUUUGCAGUCAAAGAUUUUGAAAAGUUUAGAGAUCAAUGGAAAUUCGGAAGCCAGUGUUGACAAAAGAGAAGAGUUUGAAUUAGCUAGGGAAUUGCAAGCGGAAAUUAUCAAGCGAAAACAGUUGAUGGAAAAGAUUUUAGCCAAAACCAAAGAUGUUCCAGUUGAACAACGUGAAUCUCCGAAAUCAAUAAUCAACCGAUACUCAAUGGAUGAUAAAUUGUACAAAUAUUGCAAACUAAUAUCGUUGAGCUGUGGUAUGCAAAUUGAAGAAAUCGAAGGAUCGAUCGACGCAAUUGAAGAGUCAUUGGUAAAGAACAAGUAG
Candida tropicalis MYA-3404 is the source of this 2628-nucleotide messenger RNA. RefSeq names its product transcription factor (gene MBP1). NCBI's taxonomy places the organism in Eukaryota, Fungi, Ascomycota, Pichiomycetes, Serinales, Debaryomycetaceae. Gene Ontology annotation, cellular component: SBF transcription complex; MBF transcription complex. Gene Ontology annotation, molecular function: protein binding; transcription regulator activity; DNA binding. The transcript has a single exon. The coding region runs from base 1 to 2628 and encodes 875 amino acids. The record is from RefSeq and is a predicted model, not a curated record.